Molecule: messenger RNA, 357 nt
Organism: Phytophthora infestans T30-4
Lineage: Eukaryota; Oomycota; Peronosporomycetes; Peronosporales; Peronosporaceae
Exons: 2
Coding region: 1-357 (118 amino acids)
Source: RefSeq, a predicted model, not a curated record
AUGACUGAAACGCAACUCUCCGAUCGGUUCUUCUACCAAAGCUCGCUGAAGAGCGAUCCAGUGAUCAAGGUGUCUUUAGGAAAGCGCGUACCAUUUGUGAUCGAUUUGACUCAAGGUUCGUAUCAAAAUGUCGUCGUUACCAUCGAUGUUACGGCUCAGCGCAAUGGAAGCGAAGGAUUUGCUUCGCUACAUGACGCUUACGCCAUGCUUUCAUACAAGUUAUCGAUGCGGAACGGUGCGACAGCCCAGACAGCUGCGGCCAAUCGUUUCCACGCGACUCUGAAAUGUGGUAAUUGGAAUGUUAUUGAUUCGAUAAGUUUGGAGCUCAACGGUAAGACCAUUUCCUCAAUACGUUGA